GCAGGGGCGAAUAUAAUCCAUUCGCACGCACACACAUAGCCAUUGGCAGGGGCGACAAAUAAUUGGCAGCGCGCGCUCCGCACACACACCACGACACGCUCGUUCGUUUUUGGAAAAAGUCAAAACCCAUCGUCGCAUUCCGUUGUGUCGUGCCUGUCGACGGCAGUGGCAGAGAGGAUAAACAAAACAAAAUCUAGAAGCAAGUAUUUCCGAGUACUUUCGUUCGAGCCGUUCAGGCCCAUUUUCUGUACUGUGCGUAACAGCAGGCAGGGCCGCAAGGAAAGGUGAAAAUGCCACGAAUGAAAAAGAAGGUUGAUGAGUCGGUUACGGGGCCACCUCCGGCACAGCUGCCCGUGGAAACACUCACGGCCGGUAGGUCGCGGCGUACGAUUAAGCCGAACCCUAAGUAUCAGAACGACGAAAUGGUAAUGAUGUCAACAAGGAGCAUGGAUACGUACGAAGGGAGCGAAGUAAGCGGCGAGGAGUACGAUCAGGAGGAGGACGAGGAGUUGCGUCAGGAACUGUUGGCCCGCAGGGCGAUGCUCAGGUCGGCUACGCCUCAAUCCGAGGGUGUCGUAAAACGCCGCGGAAGACCACCGAAGAACAAAAAUCUGUUGGCUCCGCGAACGGAACCGAUGAAAAAUCUGCGCAAAGAGGUGUUGAAGAAAAUGGACAUGCGAACGCUCAGUAUGGGCCAAUCGCGUCUUCUGGGGUCAUCGCUGGUGCGUGAUGGUCGGCGUAGAUUGGACAUGAGCAUGGAUGCGAUGGACACAGACUCUGCCGACCAGGACGAUCUGGGUAUGGAGGAGCUAGAGCAAAGGGGGUCUGAUGAUGGCAACAGUCUGAAUGCCUACCGCAAGGUCCUCAAUCCGGCGGCUUACAAAAUGCGGAUGGCCGAGAAAACGGUUCUCGUUCGACGGGGAAGCGGGAUGCGAGGCACCGAGAGCAGAACCGCUGACGGCACAACUGAAGAAGAAGAAGAAGAAGAAGAAGAAGAGGAGGAGGAAGAAGACGAAGAUGAGGACGAUUAUUUCAAUGACAGCGACUCACGCACGGAGCGCCAGCUCCAACCCUCACCACCCAGACGUGGCCGCCCUCGGAAGCAUCCGUUGCCCAAAAAGCCAGCCUCACCGUUCGUGGCCAAGGUGCUGCUACCGGGAAUGAAGCACAAGUUGGGUGGCGGGGCGGUUUUGAAGCGAAAAUCGGCUCCCGUGUCGGACUCAGACGAUGAAGGCCGCCAGCAGGAUAGUCAGCAGAGAACAAGAAUGUUACGCCGUUCGUACGGCGUGAAGGGUAGCAAAAAUGACCCCAACGAUACAGAAUCCGACAACGAGGAAGAGGACAAAGACCAACAGCGUAGAGCCCUGCAGCGUACUCGGUCAUUCUCAUCACUGAUGCGCCCAGGACAGUCACGUGUAACGCAAAAAACUGAGCAGCAGGGAGAAAAACAGUCCCUGUCACCGACGAUCACGAUCGUCAACGUGAACGACAUUAUGAAGAAGAAAUCGAAAAGUUCCAUCGACUUGAGACGUCGGAUGGAAGCAGAGGACGAAGAGGAUGAGCCCGCCGAGGAUGAGGAGGCAGAGGAGCAGGACUCGGAUGGGACCAAUGCGGACGACCAGCCCAAAACAAACAACCGGCUGGUGGCGAGUAUCCUCGAGCGGAAGAGACCGAUCGUACUGGAACAGCCGCGCGACGUGCGCCGUAAGACGGAAAUGCUCACGAAAGCAUUGGCAGCGCGUGCCAAACAGGUUGAGGAUGUCGAUUACGACGAGGUCCUGGAAAAGAGCAUCCUCUCUCCCAUCCACAAGGUAGGGCCGCGAGUGACACCGUCCGGUCGUGGCCGCGGUCGCGGUCGCGGCCGAGGCACAUCCAGUGCACUGGCCAAAGAGAAUCUUUCCGGGGGGUACAAAACAAACAACAAUCUGUACAAAGGCGGCACCAACGGGCGAUACUCGCUUGGCGAUGGUCGGCUAAGCGCUGGCAGAGGACUGGCGUUGAAACGACCCAAUCAACCACCACGGAUACUGAAUGCCACCAUGAAGUUGGGCACAGUCUCUAAGGCACAGUCGAAGCUGGCCGCCAGUGGUGCCAACAAUCACUACUCGAUCGAUCUCACCGAUCCGGACAACAACGUGACACUGAUUUCGUCCACCGACAGCACACCCACCAAACGCAUUGUCCCAAGUCCCGGUACAGCACUGCGACCAGGAGCCGGCAGCCUCGUGUUCGCCCGAUCGGCAGCAACGUCGACACCGUUGGCAGCGGGACGUUCGCUGGCAUCGCAAGUGCAAAAACCGGCGGCAACCGGCCGGACGGUGGACGUGAAGAAGAAGAAAGUCACGUGCUACGAAACGUGGUACGUGAUCAGCUGCAAGAACCAGGGCAAUCUGGUGAAGAAACCAACCUUCGCGCUGACAAUGAUUGGGCUUGGCAAUAUCGCAUCCACCAUCCAGCUGCCGUCAGACGCGUGGUCACUCCGGACGGUGCUCGAGCGCCGCAAGACGCCGGCCGGCGAAGGGCAGGAGAUUUUUUGUGGUGCAGUCCAGGACAAUACGAUCGCGGAAGCCGACAAGUUCAAAUUCGAACCGAACCGGAUUAUGUUCCGUCGGAAGGCACCCAUCCCUGGGCGCUUCAACGUGCAGUACGAUAGAACGGUCAUUUUCCGGAACGACACGUACAUGAUCAACGUCGAGGGUCAGAGCUGCCGGCUGGUGGGAGCGCCGGUCUUGCUCGAAACGCUCGAAGACAUUGAAACCCUGCUGACGAUCGUGGAUUUCAUCGACGUGGAAAAUAGCUGCGUUGAAGUGGCUCAGACCGGCCGCUCGUUUGACGCCAGUGUCUUUCCCAAGCGUAUCGUCGUCAAUAGUAGUAACAGAGGCAUUGCGACCUAAUGGUGGCACACGGAGUUGGACGCAGGAAGGAGGCCGUUAUAUACCCUAGAGGUGUUACCUACACGGUUCGUGUAGGUUGUACAAAUGAAAAAGAAAGCGUGCAGCCCCUUUGCGCUUAUCGUUCAACAAAUGAUUAAAUUGAAAAUGAAAUGAUUUUUAAGCGCAACGUGCUCUUGCUCAAAACGGGCCGUUUUGUGCCGAGGGGGACUAUCAAUCUAUCAAUUCGAAGCAUAGCGGGCAGUAAUUUUGUUCUACAGAUACGUGUACUAUUCACACCGCGGAUGGUCACAGCGUUUGGUGUAAUGUGUGGAGGCACACACACACACACAAACCUACAACAAAACCACACCCAGCGGUUCCGGUCUGCAGUCUGUAAAUAGGACAACACUCUACACCCGGGGAUGGGAAUCACGAUCUAAUCCGUAAUUUUAGACACCGUCACCAUUGACAUCCGUUAUAGUUUGGACUAAGCUUUGGACCUGUUAGAUUGCACCAAAUUCAAUCGACUUCAAUAAAGAACUUUAUGUUCCGUAACGUAUAGUUUAGUGAAUA
Anopheles cruzii is the source of this 3446-nucleotide messenger RNA. RefSeq lists its product as uncharacterized. The record is from RefSeq and is a predicted model, not a curated record. Bases 291 to 2894 code for a protein of 867 amino acids. Gene Ontology annotation, molecular function: DNA binding. Lineage: Eukaryota; Metazoa; Arthropoda; Insecta; Diptera; Culicidae. The transcript is spliced from 3 exons.